Messenger RNA from Macrosteles quadrilineatus (aster leafhopper), 353 nucleotides. RefSeq lists its product as uncharacterized. The record is from RefSeq and is a predicted model, not a curated record. The transcript is spliced from 3 exons. The coding region runs from base 42 to 344 and encodes 100 amino acids. NCBI's taxonomy places the organism in Eukaryota, Metazoa, Arthropoda, Insecta, Hemiptera, Cicadellidae.
UUUUUACUUGUCCUGACAUUUUCAUAUUUACUUCAAUCAAUAUGAUCUUCAGGAUUGUUUUCAAGUUUGUCCGAGACCACCCACUACUGGCCCUUCUGGCCGUUGGCUGUUCUGGCGCAGUGACCUACCUGAUUAUAAGGCUGCGGUCCUCACCCACGGAUGCCCCUGCACCCACCCCAGAGCCGUCACCAGUCUCCUCGUCUAACAGCUUUGACCUUAGCCGGGUCACCUUCAGUGAUCACAACGCUCCAGCGCAACCAAAUCCUAUAUUCAACCCUACAGACGAGGAGCUGGAAAACAUGUGGCGAGAGGAGGUGCAGAGGCCCGGGGGAGACGUCGUCUGAAGAUUGAUU